Molecule: messenger RNA, 16952 nt
Organism: Spirometra erinaceieuropaei
Lineage: Eukaryota; Metazoa; Platyhelminthes; Cestoda; Diphyllobothriidea; Diphyllobothriidae
Source: the annotation of a GenBank genome assembly
AUGGGUCGAGUCUUCCGAGAAGGCAAACCGGCCGAGUACUCUGUUAAUUUGCGUGCGGCAUACAAGCGCCUGUCCGAUGAACUGAACACAGCCAAGACCGCGAUGACUGAGGCCAAGGAAUUGGCCUGGCAACAGAUGCGUCAGAUUGUCUCCGGAAACGGCGCAAACCUCAUUGAUGUGGACAAGUUCAGCAAGCACUGGGCUCUCUUCUCGCAGACCCUGGCCGCCUCACGGGAUACGGCUUGGCGCAACGAGAGUCAUCGUAGAGAGUGGUUGGAGGCCACUCAGUACCUCGAUCGACUUCUGAUGGACUUGCAGCAGUAUACCACGGUGGGUGACUGGUUUAUUUUCAAACUAAUCUCAUUCCCCAUUCUGAUCUUCCUCGGCCAGUCCCAGUUCGCCUCAGGUGCGUUUGAAUACUCUUUCUUUGGAAUUCAUACAGGACUGUGAAAUAUGCAGAAGAAUGCAAAUCACUUAGGGAGUUUGCCGAGCCAAGCUGGCCAGCGAUAGGACUUAACACACAAAGAGGACACGCUACCGUGUUUACUGUAACUUCAGAUUAAGACUCAUCCCAGUUAGUCUCUGAUUACAAAACUAUGUAAGGCGAAAAUUUGUCUCUAUAAAUAUCACCAUCUGAAACUGAUCGUAAUCAUUUUUGCCGUACCUAUAACUCAAAAGCUGUCCAACUAGUUCAUCGAGGCGUAGCGAAACAUCUAGUCAGAUAGGCGUAGGAGGACGUCCCUUGGGCGAGAAUUAGAGGGUAGGAAAGGUUUUCUUACAAAAAUCAAGAAAGUUACUCUUGCAUUUUUAAGUUUAUGUCAACACCUCGUCCGCGGAGGGCACUCCCCAGGGGGCGUUUGGUGAAGAGGGCGAGGGGUUGUAGAAAACCUUAACGUCCACGACCACCUAUCCAUCUCUCCCCAAAUGGCCUACACUUUUCCAUAAUAUCACCUCUAAACGACUGCUACUGCGGUCCUGCGACUAUUUUAGAUUCGGCAAUUUGCCUCCUCGGCCGACUAUUUGGAUAAAAGGGCUUCCAUUUUCGUCUCGUUGAUACUCGUGGUGGUGGUGGUGGUGUGUGGUUGUUGUCGAAAAUGAGAAAGGGGGACAGGAUGAUGGUACUGUAAUUUUUUUUCCAGCAUAUUUAAACAUUUAUGUCUCAAAAAUCCUUUUGGGGAUUAUAAUUAAACUUCUCGAAACCGAAUUUCUUCAGCGACUCUGCGGUCUUCUGCACGUUCCGAUGGACCCACUGGUGAUCCGAGUAUUUCUGAAAUCACAGUAACUCGUGGAAACACGUCUUCACGCCUUUCGCUAGUAUUCCGUGUGACGUGAUCUUUUACUUACACAUUUGAUUCCUGGCUGCUAAAAUUAGCAAUUCGGAACUCAGGGCCUGCAUUUGCCUAAGAGAUUAGCAGUCAAUACCAAUCUGUAAGAAUCUGCAGCUAAACUUCUCACUCCAAUUCCAAGGAGUGCUACAGAGGUCAUUUAACAACUCUGGAGGGAUUUAUAGUGAACCUAAAUAAAUUGCUGAAUUAUGUUUAUCCUUUUUACAGCGUCCUAUCAUGCCGCACACGCUUUACUUCAACUGCACACUACUUGGCAUCCCACAAGCAAGAGCUCCCUCCAAAAUCUAACGCCUCCACUGCCUUGAGACUUGGAAAAAUCCCCGACAUAUAGGGACUAUUGCCACGCACAAACUGACUGGCCAGCCAACGACAAGCCUCUUCAUGCGCAUUUGACGUUAUCCACGUUUGUGUAAGGAAUUGUGAAAAAAAGCUAGUGACAUCGUAAAUGCUUUUAGCGAUACACCUAAAAGCCCCUCUUCGCACAGACCUAUAUCAUUUCAUUAUUAGGUCGUAGGAGAAAAAGGGAAUUGCACCCAAUCAAAAAGUACCGGGGCAUCAUCGUACAGGCGAAACCCCCGCCCUAAAUUUGCCGUAAGAACACUUUGCCAAGCGAGUCACCAGGGGAGUGUUUGUUUGCUCUGCUAACCCCGAUGUAGGGCAGCAAACGCUCUGAAGCCCCUUUCAGCUGUUUUGUGAAACGCACUUUUUUGUUUUUUAGUUAGUACUUGUGUCGGGCAUAUGGUAAGGUAUAUUUGAGAAAGCUGGAUAUGAAAAAAUCGGCCUUAGGCAUUUGACGAGCGGGAGUUUUUUAUUCCACUCAGACCGCUGGCGUGAAAAUCCCGGGGUGAGUUAGAAAAUAUCUACCCUGCAGAUUUUUCUUCAAUCACCUUCUACAGCUCAUAGCCGUUGCUUUUCAAGGCGAACCAUUCAUCAGCGUAGUCAGAUAAGGAUAUUGAAUGACGUUUCAGGUCCGCAGUAAAUUUUCUUUCAAAGUUUUUCCACGCUGCUGGCCCCUUUUAUACUUUUUCCAGUUACUUAAUUAGUCAUUCGAGCAACUGGAAUCGGCGUGGUCACCACCAGCACUGUUCGGCUUUCUGGUUACACCAGAGCACCCCUCAGUUUUCGUUGUCAUGUUCUCAUGCACCGUCUUCUCGCUUUAUCUUCCAGAAAGACACAACCACAGGUGUGCAGUACAGCCACAUCUACGGCCUGAUCGCAACGACCCUGGUCAUAUUUGUGAGCCUUCUGAGCCUUCUGAUCUUCUUCGGUUGUUACCUCUGCGUUUGUGUACGCUCACGGGCCAGCCUGUUGGAGCCUACUGCUGCGGCGUCGGAAGCUGCUGCCGCUCCUCCUCUGCCCAGUCUCUCGGACCGCCUGAUGAAUCGAUUCAAGUCCUCCCUGGGCGGCUUCCGCCCUGGGGGCAAAAACAGUCACUAUCGGGCCUUCCACGUGAGUCCCGCACUGUUCCCGCCCAGCUACACUUUUUUGUUACCGGCGUUGCUGUGUUCCAUCAAGCGUAGCGUUCUGCUUGACUGUCUCUGACGCCGCAAGGGUUGGCCCUGAAAUUGGUGACUUUUUGUGUCGGUGAGUCGAAGCCUUGUGGCUUGGCGACCCCGCCGGGAGCUCAAAUUAACGCCUAUAACGUGUGGGGAGGGCAUGUGGGAAGAGCCUACGACCGCCGUGGCAGCUAGAAGAUCGAUCCACUUGUUGUUUACUUAUUUAGUGUGAUUUAUGGGUGUACUUUCUGUCAGAAGACCGUGUUGUAAAGUUUGAGCGAUUUUCGGGAAAUGCUGUCGGACCCAUCCGGCUCGCCGGUCGCCAUCUGCAGCCAACUGGAUGAGUGAGCUUAGUGUGAACUUCCCAAUUUUUCGCAAAAUACAGUAGGUGGGCUUACUCAUGAAAUGUCAAACGAAAUUCCGAAAUGCGUUUUCGUUUCAAAAAUAUUAAUUAAGUAGGGUUGUUAAACUGGUGAGCCUGCAACACAAUUCUAUAAUAAUUCUAUUACCUCAGGAUGCUGGCCUUCGAAUGAACUUCUUUCAGGCUGCAUGCAUAAGCUAAUCUCUAUAGUAAAUGACUACUCAAUUUGCAUGCUUUUAUCUCAUUUAUUUCUAUGCCAUUAAAAAUUCGAUUAUAUUUCAUGGAAAGCCUGCAUAAGUAUAUUUAUUCUUUUGCUUAUUCGGUAGAAAAUUACGUCUUGUCUAGUUUUAUGCUCGGAGGGACAUAAUUUUAUUCUAAAAAGUUUCUGAUUAUGAGAAUUUUUGAUACCAUGAAAUGACCGUUCAUAAAACGUCAUGUCUCUGCAUCUACUAGUUUUGCUUGCAAAGUCAACAUUAAGGUUCAAAUCGGCUGCUAAAUUUUAUGAACACCAUAUGGUUUUUUCUUAAUUCUGUAGAGGAAUGUAUUAUUCUCCGUACGCGGAAAAAACGGCUUUUAGUUUGGAAACCCUGAAUGCAAGGGCAACGGCAGGUCGGGUUCGAAAUUAUUCGGGAAUCGGAGAAGUUUUUAACAACUGAAUUAUACCCUUCCUUUGAGUAUAAAAUUGAAAGAAGACGUCAUUUUCUAGCGAAUGAGCUAAAGAAUGAAUGUCCUAAUGCAUGUUCUCCAUGAAAUAUAAUUGGACUUUUAGGGCAUCGAAAAUAAACGAGAAAAAUGCAUGCAAAUUAAGUAGUCAUUUAUUACAGAAUGUUGUUUCUGCCUGAAAGAAGUUCGUUCGAAAGCCAGAAACCUAAAGUAACUGAAUUAUUAUAGAAUUAUUCUGCGAGAUGAUUUAUCUUAUAACUCUGUUUAAUUAAUCUUUUCGAAACGAAAACGCAUUUCGGAAUUUCGGCAUUUCAUGAGUUAGCCCACCUACUGUAAAUGCACCCGUUAGAAGAUACCAUCCACCCUAUCGUAACUUACCUACAAUUCACUAAUUUGCACUUUUUUAACAGUUCCACUCCUUCCCUGAUGCGCACACAGUUGCUACGAGACGCUUUCAAAGGUUGCAAUGGUUUUCCUUCAUUUAGGAGCGGGUUACCUUUGUCAGACCUGGUUUUUCAACGGUAGUGUGGUGGUUGACUUCCGCCUCAAAACCCGGGCUUUUUUUCCCUGACGCUAGCAGUCGCCUAGCGACGGACAGUCAAUAAGCACUAACAAAGGGCAAGUGCGGCCGACGGGGCGACAAUUUCUGGCCCAAACGCGUGACUCCAGUGGUAAUAAAAUUUAACGGGGCGAGGUAUUUUGAGACGCUAGUCCUGCCUUGCUCACUCUGUACGAAGCAAAUGGCGUUGCGCUGCAGUCACAGUCGCAACCCACGAGGGUCUCGCGCCUCCUUGAUAAAUUUGCUCACCUCACUUCAAAGAGCUCAAGACAAGUCUGUGGCCUACUAACAAUCAGCAAUGACCGUGAAACGACCGUCUGCAUCAGGCGUGUCAGGAGCUCGGAGGACAUUGUACGUUUUAUCCGGGGUAUGCGCCCUGCGGGACAAUUUUGGUUAUCGCUAGCAGCCCAGGCGGUUGGCGGACAGAAUAGGGUCAAGUAAGAUUCCAACAACAACAAGUGUGGACCACGCGCCUACAUAACAAGCAUGCCAGUGCAAUCGUCUCACCAGAAUCCAGCACGGAUGACGAAAUCACGGCAAUUAACUACUUGGACUCGGACUGACAAGCCACCACCGCAUCAAUUACGACCCCAGCGGUGAUUGUGAGGGCUGUUAAUUACAGUGCGUCUACGGUCCCACGGCUGCCACGUGCUAUAAAUACUGCACUCCUUGAGUCGGCAUCACCUUUAUCUGCGAAUGUCUCUGAUGAUGGAUUCGAGUGAGAAUCCGAAACGUCAGGCCAAUAAAUUUCGUGUUCCAGUGAUCGCAUCUUCGUCUUCUAAGCAUGCAAUUGUUAAUAUACCCGAUCAAAACCGACUAGACAACGAACCCGUAGCUUAGGGGUUAGGGUAUUGGUCUCCUAACCAACAGGUCGCCGGAUCAAGCCACUGACGUUGCAAAACCUACGGUUAGGUAUGACUGGCUGAUGGCGGCUAAAAGGCCGGAGAUGGCAAUUCCAGCCUCCAUUACCUUUGUUGGCAGUUUUUCUGCCUACGCAUACGGGUGUGUAGAGGAGUGGAGUACCGACGACGACAUUGCUGACUUGAAUGGUCAUUUUUGGCUUUUUUGUUGUCAUCAGCUGGUCUUACCCAAACCCUAUGUGAGAGACCUUCGCCUCAAACCUGUGUUCGUUAUUCAACGAGCGUUUCAUAUAUACAUAUAAUGGUAGGGGGCGCUCACCGAUCGUUCAUACGGAACUCACUCGUCCCUUUGUGCCUCUCGGGCUCUCUCGAGCCCAACCAGCAGCCGCACAGCGGCGCAUGAUAUAUAGGCAGAAUGGCAUUACAGACAAAGACAAGGAAAACUGGAAUGGCCAUUUCUGGCUUAUUAGCCAGAUGAUUAAUUGAUGCAUGCAUCAACCCGCAUAUCGAUUUAGAUGCCACAUACAAAAUCGUUAAGGACAGAUUCAAACUGAGUCAGACAAUCCCGAGAUGACAACCUUAACCAAUCAUGGACUCCUUUUGCUAGACUCAGUCUAAAAGUUAAUUUUUUUUGCACACCCGUUGUCUGAAGACGAGCUGGGGAACCAGUCUCGAAAAUUCACAAUAAAAUUUUGCUGUUUCUCAAAGAACUUCACCUUUCUAAUUAUAUUUCUUGGGAUGCCUGUUUUUUCAAUAUAUAUAUAUAUAUAUAUAUAUAUAUAUAUAUAUAUAUAUAUAUCGAUAUGCGUAUAUAUAUAUAUAUAUAUGUUGAAUAACUGACGUGGUAUGCAUUCAACCUUUGAGUGAGGAAGUUGACCUGGCCCACAAAUGCAGAUUGCAUGAGAAGCGUCUUCUGGCCUUCGAGGUGCGCCACUAGCGAUAGGCUAGUAUACAGUUACGUUAUGUAGGUUUGUGGAGUGUCCGUCGACGGUACCACGUACUAAUUCCUUUCAUGGCGCAUAUGCAUGUUCAUGUUGUCAUUUAUAACGGAGAAGAUCAGGAGACUGACCUUUAGAUACUGUUCCUGUUAGUUGCAUGCCAGUUUGCCUCCCUCUUCCGCCAGUCCUUACUUUUCAAUUUUUUCGUCCAUUCUCCGCUUUCUAAGUGUCUGUAUUGUCACAGCGCAUUUGGUUUUCGCUUAUUUCCUACACUCUCCAAUCACGCCACUUUCACCCACUGGUGCCCCUGAUCCUAUUUGCUGUUCCGCCCUUAAAAUGUGAUUCCCCCUUAAGACGAGCAGCAUUCAGGGGUCACCAGUUGAGAUUUUUUAACAGCACUGGACUGUAACACGUUCGCUUAUCUAGAUAUCAAUAGUUCACUUAACUUCGACUCCCGUUUUCUGCCACACCGAACUAUCAUUUUUUCGUAUCGGUUAGCACUUGCCCGUCACAGUGAAGAGCUCGGCGUCGUAUCAGCCCAUUCGGGAGGACAUCCUGCACACAGUCAGUUCCUCGCCACCACCACCGCCACCGCCGCCGCCGCUCACUCCGUUCUCGCAGAAUCGGUUUGGCAAUGGAUUGACUACCGCUGCCUAUGCCGACUUCUCAUCACCGACAAGUGAGUUUUCAUGCUUCCAUCCCACCUCCUUUUAUGGUGGUUAGGCUGGCUCCCACGCAUCCUGACUCAGUCCGACCACACACACCGGCACGCAACAUCCGAUCGGUCCCUCUUGCGUCUCGUCUGUUUGUGUGUUCAUGACGUACUACUAAAAGUCGUGGCGUAGAAGGUUGCUGACUGGCGGAAUAACUCGAUUCGUCUCAGCGCUGAGAGGGGUAGGACGCGGUGCAUCCAUCUCAAUGUCGCUUUUAUGGAGCUCUCUCCCGUGGGCGCAGACGAGCCCUCACAACCGUGACGUGCAUAUUCAGGGUGUCAGGGUAGUGUGUGGCACGCGUAGACGGGUUAUUUCACUUUGUCGGUCGUUGAGGUUGAUCCUGCCUCCGGUCUUUCUGAUAUUACCUUUCCGUUGGAGCCGGUCGGGUGAAUUAGGGGACACUGCGGUGGAUUCUGCAUAUGUCUGUCGUCAUUAUAAGCUAACUCUCACGCAAGUUGCCGUCUCGGGUCUACUCCACCGCACACAAUGGGCCAUCUUUCUUCACGACGACUGAGUCGUCGUGUGUGUGUCGGACAAUCUCCACUGAUGCAUGCUAGAGAAAGGGGUCAUAAAGUCGAUAAGGCAGUGCAGUUAAUCAUGACACCUUCCUACUGUGCAGGCUAACAACUGAGGGCACGGGAAAGCAGUUCCGGGGUUCAUCUGGUAACAUGGUGUCUGCGGUUGUCUUGCUGGAUUUCAGCUCGCUUGUCGGGACAUUUCAAAAAAGUCGACUUUCGGCCAAUCCGUAGUUGCUGUGAUGUUCCAUGCCCCUACUGCGUCUUGAAUCUCAGCACGUUUAGUGAGGCGUCCGUUCUGGGAAUGCGCGACCAAAUCUGUUAGUCGCCACUAGCUCCCAUUGCGUCCACAAGUGGCGAAUAGGUGUCGCCUCUCUGGUUUUUAGCAUAAUUUAGAUGAGAGUUAGUGAAGUUCAGAAACUUACGGGAAUUGGCAUGGCUAAGUUGAAGGGCAGAAUAUCGACGUAAAUUGGUUGACCUUCCUUAUCUUGAUUGAUAGACUGACUCUACAUCCUUUUCAUGUUUCUACACUAAUGUGUCUCACCUAAACAAACAGCUGUCCUCCCCUUGCUUUAGAUUAGUCUUUUUGAUUAAAUCGCUAAAUUCGUCUAAGCAGAGUCCACUUGCGAAAAUGAGAGUCUGACCAUCGUUGCCGACGAUGUCCAUCGUGUUCCGCCCCUCAGCAGGAUCGGCGCUGGGACGGUGACUUACGGGUAAAUUACCUUAUGGUUACAAUAAGCUUGCGCUGCAUCUACCGCACCCUCCUCUCGCAAACCUGGCGAGAAGGCGGAGGUGACUGGCGCGACGUAAACCCGCAUCUAGGCGUGCCACAACACCAUCAAUUCUGCACAAAAUCGGUUAGGAUUCCAUACAACAAGAAAGGACGACGGCUCGGACCUCGGCUGAGUAGGAGUACCUCAGACGCCACAUUUAGGAACCGAUGCAGUCUGAAUUUCGCUUCACCAGUCAGCCAUUUCACACAGACACACACUGCGCUGACAGCACCGUCCUAGUUAAACCGUCAGUUGUCACAUGUUUUGAUUAUAUCAAACACGUCAAAUUGCUUAUAGUACGGAAAAUUCCCUGACAGUCGGCCUGACUCUCCUUUCUCUUUCGCGUGCAACAGUUAACUGUCCGAGCCGGUCAACCAACUCUUUAUGAGAUUUGGUGAGAUGGUUGACAGAGCUAACAGUGAUCACUCUACGCGUGCCACACACAUGACCUGCCCCUACCGCUGGCUUGUGCUGAUGCGUGCACAGCUCAUUCGUUUAUUAUUCUAGUUCUAUGGCGGAUGAUAUCUUUCUUAAACCUGAUUUGUGAAUGAUAAGUGUCUCGAGAGAGGUUAACUCAUGGUCUCGCGUUUUGCUUUGCAUGAGCUUCCUCAAUAUUAUAUUCCACAGUGAUUCACCGUAAGAACCUUUCUCAAGUAUAACUGCGUAAUUGAAACCCAAUCGUUAAAUUUUUGCCACUACUCACUGCAACCUGCACAAGGCAUUAGUGUACCCGGGCAAGAAACUGCGGAAAAAUCCUGAUUUAAGUGCCGUUUUGAUGGGAGCCGUUGUUGUUGAAUGUGCAAAUUAAUAUAGCCAUCGGCGUCUGUUUGACGACUCGAGCGGCAAAACACUGAAAGGAAUUCGAUGGGUCGACUUUUAAACUACACCCCGUUGCGAAACGUUUCUGCUUGCGCAAAUGCGCACUGGAUGCUUGGUGCCUAAUGGAUUUGCAGGUUGUUAGAAGUUCUAUCUACACUAGAAAUGUACCAGCUCGUGAAGCUUCGACCGAAAUUUUGAAAUGCUUAUUUAAUUUGAAAAAUAUUACUUAAGUCGGGUUUUCGGAUCAGUUAUUUUGUCGCAUUUCCGGAGAAACCCGAACUAUGUAAACAGUUAGACCACGUAGUCAACCUCAGCUGGCCUGAGCCUUUUUGAUUUCCGAAAUCCGCCGGCGUGUUUACUUCUCCAUUUUUAUUCCUAUGUUGCGUUUUGAAGUUGCCACUUUAUUGAUUAGUCUACGUGCAGUAUACGAUGACCUUGCUGUUCUACAUUGAUUUUCUCUGUCGAAGUUCAAACCUCUGUAUCUUACUCACUUGUUAUCUGUGUUAUGCAACGACAGGUUGCAGCUGAUAAGCCGUCGCAGAAGUUAAUGGUAUCAAUAAAUUCUGCUGUCCAUGCCUGCUUUAAAUUCAUUGCGGGGAAAUAUUGCUUCAACAUAACCGGAUGCUUCGUGUCUAAUGGAUUUACAGAUUGAAACAAGUUCUAUCUACACCAGAAAUGUGCCAUCUCGUGAAGCUUCGACCGAAAUUUUGAAAUGCUAUCAAUUAUUUUGUCGCAUUGUGUUAAGAUGUUCCUGUCACGUGAGCGUCCCGCCUAUCCCCAGAGCUCCUUAUCGAAACUAUGUUCCGCAAGUAACUACUACUUAGAAGGCGUGGAUUUUCCCGUUGAUUUUUGUUGCCCUUAUAAAUUCAAAUAUACAUAUACAAUUAUGCGGAAAAAUAUUCCUUCCUUUGCCCAUUUGGUAGAAAAUUACGUCUUCUUAUAAUUUUGUACUUGAAAAAGUGCAUCUUCCUGUUUGAAAGAAGUUUCUACCUAGGAGAUUUUUCAAGACUGAAAUGUCCAAUCACCAGCAUCGCAUUUAUUAAUGCCGAUUAUAAAGUGGAUGGCGUGGUUCACAUCCGUCACAAGAUUUUAUUAGCCCUAUUUGUCACCUUUAUAAUAUAUGACUUUCCUUGCACGAAAAGCAUACAUGUCGCUGUUCAGAAAUCGCAAAUACAAGUGUAACGGUCUUUUAGGUUCAAAAUCAUUCCGAAGUUUAGAAGGUUUUUUAAAUUCGAACGACACCCUUUCUUUAAGCAUAAAGUCUGGAGCGGAGGUAAUUUUCUAUCAAGUGAUAAAAUAAAGAACAUCUCUCCAUAUGUUUUUUAUAAAGUAUAUUUGAAUUUAUAAGGAUAUCAGAAUUCAGUGGGAAUAAUCCAUGCUGCCCAUAUAGGCAUUACUUACGGAGCAUAGUUUACGUAAGUAGUUAAUAGGGAGCUCUUACAAAAGCCGGCAUCCUGAUGUGACUGGAAUAUCUUAAAAUAAUGCGACGAAACAUUUAAUCUGAAAACUAUACUUUGGUAUCAAAAACAUAUUUCGAAAUUCCAGUCGACACUGCAUGAGAUAGUUUAUCUAUUGUAUAUAUGCUGUUCUGAUAGCUCUGUAUUAAAAUUUUGCGGAACAGCAUUCUGUCCAUUUGCGGCAAUUAUUAUGCUCAUAAUUGUAAACUUAACUUGUUAUCGUUCGUUCAGAGGAAGGACUUCACCCGCACUAGGUGAAUCAAGUUGAUGAAUCUCUACAGCGACCCCUCCAGGAGAUGCGUCAGACCAACAAGGAGACCCGAUUAGUGUACAACGUCAACUUGUUUGCGCAGGUCUGCCUACCUCUUAAUAAGUGCACGCCCAGGCGCAUGUCCAUGCCGCGCCUGUCAUUUGUGCUAGACGACUGACUGACUCGGUUAAUGGACAUCACGAGCACCAACCUCCGUUGCCCCUCAGAGUGGACGCAUCAUCGGUGACUUGCACGUGAAUUAGUUUCUGAUGGGGCAGGCGUUCAGGAUAUUAUUUCAGGCGGCCUCCGUGCCGAUAGCUGGUCUCUAUUUGCCACGCUGGCAAUGUAUCGAGGAAAGGAUCCAAAGUACCUCAUCGGAGCAACUAAUGUUAGAUUUUACGGAGAAGAAAGUGAGUACUUGGCCAAAUUUGCUGAUGUUCGACAGGCCGGCUUUCUCACUCCAAUCUCUUCUGUCAAUGCAAGGGAUUCGGUACUGUUAACAGUGCUCCACGCCUGCUAGGAAGUUCAGGCGAGCCCCUUUCAUCCCCAACGGUGAUUACGCCGCCGACGAAGCUUUGCCGUUAAAGGCCUCUUCUUGAAGCGCAGUUGCCCUUUGAUAUCUGUUGUCGCUACCAAAAUAGAGACAAAGUACAACUCUGGAAAAGCCAUAGAGCUGUUUGCCGCCUGCCCAACACAUGAAAGUAUCCCAACGUGUCUGCUUAACUUUCGAGCGAAUAUUACCUGUCGUGUGAACUUGAAGAGCUUCUGGUAAAUGUGACCUGUAUGCGUUGUUUGCCCGAGGAAGGCUGAGGCCUCUUGCUGUUAGUUCCUGCCGAGGAUACUAUGAUUUCAGAUCAGGGAACAAGUACCAAACGCAAAACCCCGCCACUGGGCCAAGCGGUGCAAUUUCACGUCGAUGUUGUCUGCAACGGUUGUCGGUCUUUACCUCCCAAGCGUAGGAUGGGAGAAUGUGUGAAGAAUACACUUAAAUUCGCCGCGGGGAAAGCUCAAGUGGUCGCUGUCUUUAGACGUAGUCUUCAUACUUGCUUCCCCUGGAAGAUAGUCUUAUAAACAAGCAUUUCUUUUCUACAGCUGCCGUGGUAGGCUUUGCAGUGCUCUCCCCAAUAUUCCGGAUGGUAACUACCUCUGGGUAUCCGUUUUCACGGAGAAUGUUUUGCAGCUACUGCAAUUAUGCGUCAACAGUCUCUGGAGAGCAGAUACGCCGUACUCGAGCUGCCAAUCCCUCGGCCAAACUGUGAAAAUUAAUGUGGUGUCCUUUCCAGGUUUUCUUUCGGAAUACCCUUUGCUGGAUAGAUCUAUCCAGUCGUCUAUGCAGAAAGACAUCGCAGAAGACGAUUUCGUUGUCUGCCUCGAAAUUUGCUGAGACCUUUAAUGAGGGGUGCUCACCGUUACAUUGUUGGACCAGGGCGUCAAUGUCGGUGGUAAGAUCUCUCAGGCAGAAAAUAUUGUCCAUGCACCGUUCGUAGAAGUCGAAACCAUUCGUAGUAUCUUCUAACCUCGUCUGCUCAACUUUUCCCACGAAAAAAUUUGCAUGGAACGGACCAAGCGAUGAGCUCAUCGCCACGCCGUCUAUUUGCCCGUAGUAGUUGGCUUUUGCAGAUAAACUGGAUAGUUUCGUUAGCGUUUUCACAGGCAUGCCUAUCGGGUAAUUCGUAUCAUGUAUAAAUUCAGAAAGGUAGGUUAUUGUUCAUGCUAGGGGUACAUCAGUAAACAAUGAUGAUGCAUCUAGCAAAAGCAUCCUCCGCUCCACAAUCUUUAUAUUCUAGACGGCCUCUUAAAACUCGAAGGAGUCCUUUCAACAGGCGUUCGCCAACGUUUCUUUCCAGGUGUAACAUGGGAAUAGUCGCAGCAAUCAAGUAAUUAUUGCACCACGUGUAACUACCUGCGAUGAAUGCCGGGCUUCCAACCUUGAUAGACACACCGUGGCAUAGACGUUGCCUCCUAUGAGUACUGCGACACCUAUGCGAAAACUGUCCCCAUCUGAUCCUGUAUCUGGUGGUUGAAUCGAAUGCAAAUCGGAACCUUCAGGCGAAUAAAGCUCUUAUUCUUGCAACCUUGUCGUCUAUUUCCCGAAUUAGGUAACAUUCAACCUGUGUCUGGCGGUUCGUAGUAUUUGCGGAGGAGACGCCAAGGAGACAUUAUGAAGGGGCCAUUUGCGAGAGAGAGAGACUGUUUACUACCGCCAUGUCUUUUACCGCGGCAUGAUGGGCUCAGGUACGCCAGACUUAUUAUAAUGAAGAAUGCGCUGAUUGGAUAUGGAAAUAAGCAUAUAAUGACACAGAGGCCGCCCCCUUUACACACUGCAACACCUAGGCCAAAAAUUGCUCUCCUCUGAUGGUGAAAACGAGUAUGAAUCUGAACCGUAAGGCGAAUAAAGCUCUUGUUCCUCUGACAGUGUGACCUGCUUCGCGAAAUAGAUCAUAUUACCUCAUUUUGACCCGACGCUGAAAAACUCGGUGACUUUGGUGGGAUUCGAACCCACGACUGUCUAGACAUCACGCCACGCGCGCGCGACCAAGGUCGUGUACUCCCUUUUACGCGACCUUCGUGCUGAUUAGCCACCCUUCAGCCUAUGACGUUCUCCCCCCCCGUCACAUACCCAACCGUGUCUACAUGACUUCCCGCUUGUACUGUCUCCCGUUCUCAGUACUCGUUCUGUCUACAACCCGCCUUGUGUUUUGCAUACAUAUUAUCGACGGCGCAGCUUAAUAAGCAUGGCUUUUUGCAAUGAUUUACCGUACUAACAACACAGGUAUUAGCUAAAAGCCCAGACACGCGUGUUUCGCCGAUCUUAUGCCGCUGCCUGACGCAGCUGCGAGGGGUUCGGCUCGUCAGUGGGUCCCCCAGUUUUCCUCGUGUGUGUUCUGGUAUAUUAACUCAAGUUUCAACCUGCCUUGUUUUAUUUCCCAGGAAAAUAAUGCGCGAAUUCGGAGUAACUCCAAGUAACUUGGAGUUACUUCAAGUUCACGCAUUAGUUUCCUCGGAAAUUAAACAAGGCAAGCAUAGUUUCAUUGCUGCCUACACCUUACCUUUCGGGUUUAAAAGCUCUCCGAAAUCCUCAAAUGACCCGUGGUUGCAAUGGAGAAAGACAUUUGAGGGUUACAUUAAACUACUUCCGAUUUUGUCACCAAUGAUUGCUCUAGAAGUUCCCUUUAAGUUGAAUCUUCUCCGGAAAAAUUUUGCAGACUUGGGACAGCGGUAUUUCGGCGCCCUUAAUUUACGAGAGACUACUGAUCUCCAAACAGAAUUUACGAAGCUCGAGUCAGCGUGGGGAGGAAAAGACAACGUCUCCCUGAGUCGCUAUCGGUUUUGUCAGACGUGUCAGGAAUCCAGUCAAUUUUAUUACGAAUUUGACCCUCACCGUCCAGGCCUGUGGGCAUAAAGAAAUCAAGGCAGGCAUCGUCAAACAAGCAAUGCUCGCUCAGAAGUUGACCGUUGGUUAAUGCGCUGUACAAGUUCAGAAGAAUCUCUUAUCAGAGAAGAGGGAUUUGUCAUGGGAGAAGGCCUGUAAUGUUGUCAGUCCUCAAGGGCGCGUACGGCGAAACCUUCAGCAGCUGAAUCAGUUAAACGCUUGAGGGGUAUCAUCCUUGGAACCCGUAGUGGCUGUCUCCCUGGUCAACACUGCCGCGUCUUCACGUAGACAGCAACCAUCAGCUCCCCCAAAACAACUGCUAUCCUGCCACCUUUGUGGUCAGACUGUAUACACUAGAAGACAGUGUGCCGAUUUUUAGAAAAAAUUAGCCACAUCGAACAAGUUUGUUUCUCCAAAAGACGGACGAACGCUAACCUGCACGCCAUCUAUUCUAAUCCAGGUGGGGAUGGCGAUGCGAUACCCUAACUAUUUCCAGCCAACGCGCCGCCCCAAUCGCCCUACACCAUCACAUUUCCGGUUUAUCGCCAUCCUGUGAAGUUUGAAAUUGACACUGGAUCAGCUGUUACUGUCAUCAAUGAGGCCUCUCUUCGGAAAUAACCCCACCUCCUUCCGCAUAGCUCAAAUUUACGUAUUUACACUGGACAGAACAUAGAGGUUCAAGGGGCCUUUGCGGUCGAAGUUGAGCGUGAUGGAGAACUUCAUUACUGCCGGUUCAUGUUGUAAGAGGAAGCCAGCAUCUAAAUCUCCUCGGACUUGAGUGGAUUAAAUGUGUGCCUUCUGUGCUACCCAAUGUACAUCGGAUUUGUGUAAACCCGGCCUUAGAUUCCAAUUUGGUAAAUCAUAAACAGGUGUUUCGUGACGACUCUUCUACCCACCACUGCGGUUUGCCUGUUGAAUUCCAAGUUCAAUCAGGCUUCCGUCCCCGGUUCUUCAAAGCUCGCUCAGUUCCCUAGGCAGUCCCACCUAAGGUCGAGGAAUAACUGGAUCGCUUACAGAAAGCGGAAAUUAUCGAAUGGGCAUCCUCAAUAGUCCCAGUUAUUAAAUCCGAUGGGUCUGUGGCCCUGACUGUCUAAGCAUCACGCCAUACUCGCGCGACCAAGGUCAUGUACCCCCGUGCAGACGACCUUCUUGCCGAUUAUCCACCCUUCAGCCUAUGACACUCCCCCCCGCUUGUGCUGUCUCCUCCUGUCUACAACUAGCCUUCUGUUUUGCAUACAUCAAAGCCAGCGCCCUAGCCACCUGAACUACGAGGCCUCACCGGGAGCUGUGGUCUGUCAGUCUUUAAUGUUAGAAGGGGGACCUUGGAGCAAGCGCAUGUUUGUCUAUCAAGUGCUCUGUCCUUGGCUGGGGCGGGUGGAUUGUUUGUGAUGGCUUGACACCCGUCUAUGCUGGUAACGACCAUUAGUAUCUGUUGUCUUCUCCACUGACACAAGUACCAAUCGCCACAUGUUCACUCACCCCACUCAGACGGAAUUAUCGAUCCGUGAGUGCCUCGCGGCAAAACCUGUGUGACUCUUAAAGGCUCUCGUCAGCUUGGCCCGGAUGAGGUCUGGGGCAUCAUAGUGAAACACGAGCGUCCGUAAAGUGUGAUGUGUGCGGUCAGACAGCUUCACGACAAGACGGAAUAAUCUUGGAAUUAUUCGCUAUGCCAAUUGGAGGAGGCAGGGUGGCCUUCUUGCCCUAUCGACGGUUACCCGGAAUAAGCGUCAAGUCUAACGAAAUGGAUCUAAAAGGCAUUCGACAUGUAUCAUCCGUCAUCCAGCUAGGAGUAUACGGCACCCUCAGUCGUCCUUCAUGACUUUCGACUCGCUGCCGUUGAAGCCACCUCGGAAGUUCCAACUCUAGCAAACAUGCGGAUCGACGACAGAUUCGCGACCCAACUACCCAGAGCUCAGGCUCAGACCGCAAACUGCCACCAAUUAACCACAUCGACCCGUCCAUCAUUGUGGUUUUUUACUAUUUCAGUGUGAACUCCAGUGUAGGGAGUUUUCGGUGUAGCCGCCGGGCAAAACCUGUGACCGCGCACACUGUGACCAGGUGUCAGUCUCCUUGCUCUGUCGCUGGUGGUCUCGACUUUAGCCUGGAACCUGCCCUACCAUCGUACAACCAAAAAACUUUACUCACCACCGAAGGCCCUGAUUUGGUAGAUUUAAUUUUCAUCGGUUGGGGGGGGGGCAGGAGGACCAAACAAUGAAGCAACGGUUUUGUGUGCGUUCCGGCCAUUCUAAGCUGCGCAGUCGAAUAGAAACGUCAGACGAACACCAAAUUUAUGCCCCAGUGAGCUCUGCUACCCCUUUGAGGAUUUAUACAUGUAUAUAAAUAUUUUUGGCAACUUUCUACGCCUGGCUUGUUUAAUGUUCGCGGUAUGCGGGGCUUUUCACCUUUUGGGUCAGAAAUGCUUUUUUUCUACUGCAAUUUACUUUUCCGAAGGCCGCCGGGGCAGUUGAAAGACCUGAUUAUGGGUUAGCAAAUUGCGUGUUGCUAAACAAACGCCGCCCAGUUGAUUGUCCGUGCAACCAAAUGGACACAGCGUAACUCAUUUGACAGCGUGAGAGCGUAGACAAAAACAGUUAAAGUGAGUUCCAAAUGUGGCGCCACAUCAGCACGUGGACUGUAGAACUUCUAUAAAAGCAGGAGCGCUAUUUUCUGCCUUUUCCCACCUGAUAUCCAGCUGUUAUUUUGAUGACAAUUAGAGACAUUUAUUUUUGAUCUUGAGUUCUCCGUUGCUCUCUUCUAGUCGACCAGUACACUCGGAAUCUAGUCAUCCGAGGUUACGAGAAUCCCACCUACCGACUGACGGAUGAAUAA